Molecule: messenger RNA, 4387 nt
Organism: Syngnathus typhle (broad-nosed pipefish)
Lineage: Eukaryota; Metazoa; Chordata; Actinopteri; Syngnathiformes; Syngnathidae
Gene: pnocb
Product: prepronociceptin b
Exons: 4
Coding region: 1453-2529 (358 amino acids)
Biological process (GO): sensory perception; chemical synaptic transmission; neuropeptide signaling pathway
Cellular component (GO): neuronal cell body; dendrite; axon terminus
Molecular function (GO): opioid receptor binding
Source: RefSeq, a predicted model, not a curated record
GAAGGAACAUUAAGUACUGGUUUAUGUUCUGAAGUGAAGAGCAAAACAUUCCAUUUGCAUUCUGUGAUGAGAUAAAUUAGUCUGCAAAAAAAAAAACGGAUUGAUCACCGGUGUAAUAUCAAGUGAAAUUUCCUGUGUUAUUGUGAAUUGUUUUGAAAGUGAUUAGUCAUAUUUUAUCUUGUCUCACAUUUCCUAUUUGUCUAAAAAUAAAAAAAGAUACCCUGACCUCAAUCAACAAUCAAGAUUAGCAAUCAAGCUAAUGCUAAUCUCUCUCUCUUUUUUAUUUUUUAUUUAGGCAAUAAAUUAGUAGCCCUAUUUUGUCACAAUGGGGAAGAAAUGUAGAAUGUCUUUUUCAUAGAUACAUUUUUAAGAAUUCAUUUCACAUUUGAUUCAGGGGAAGCAAGAAACUGUCGGUGUGAGGUUAAUAUUAUUUGUAUAAUUGGAAAAAGGCUUAUAUUUUUUUAAUAUGCUUUACAAAUACAUUCACACGAGUUUGCUACUCAAAAAGUGAUUACUCCACAUCGACAGUUCUACGCUUACGUUGGCAGGCACUCAGUCAGAGACUCAACUUCGGUAAUUGUAUCCACGUCUUUUCCAUAAUAUCCUUUCGGAGAAAAAAAAUGAUUUUUUUGUCACCUCUCAUUAUCCUUGAGCUAUAACAGGAAGCGUCCGCCUCUCAAAGUUAAACACAAUGAAGAUAUAAUUAACGACAUUGCUAAACAUAUUCGUCCUACAAUUCACCAUGUCGAAAUGACUUCUGUGAAAACGGUUAUGGAAGGAAGUGGUGGCCUAAUAAUUUUGCGUGUUAUUGUGUCACAGCAAAACCCAAAUGAGCAACAUUGAUGGGAAGAGAGCAUAACAGAGCUCAUAUAACAUUAUGUGCCAGAGGUAACUAAUAUGAUUCUUAAUAGGCUUCAUUGAAACUUCUCUCGGCAGUACAUUUGCUUUCCUAAAUGUCCUUCAUGAGUCAACUGCCAUCUCCGUACACGGGCAGGCUGCAUAUGCUCUAAUUAUUGACUGUGCUCUGUUAACUGCUCCUCAUAAAACACACAAUCGUCAUCUUUUGCUUACUAUCACCGUCGAUGAAUUGAUUUUUACGUCUUGUUGAUAUUUGACAUCUUUCUGUUGUAGUGACGUGAUGAUGAGGUGGCAUUGUUUUCCCUCAACCUUGAUGCAGGGCUGGUGUCUAGGUUGGGGGUUUUAUGGACACCCUAGAAUAUUUUUAGAGUUCCAUUAGUUGCUCGAUGAAGAAAAUGAUGGCGUAGGCACCGCUCGCUACGUCAGCACGGGCCAUGCCGGAUGUGGGUGUAUAUGUGUGUGUGUGUGUGUCUACCCGGUUUGUACGUUGGGGGAAUCACCCCACUCGCACUAUGAUGAUGUUUGAGGGGGAGGAGGUUUGGUGCUGAGCCGGGAGGGAAGGGGUGUGCCUUUAUAAGAAGCCUCAGAGGAGGUAUGUGUUCAGUUGUUGAAACCCUUAGCCCAAGGAUACAAGCUGAGAUUAUAAACUCCCUUGUCGCCGCAGAAGAAGCACCCCGAGAAAAUCUCGACGUCACAGAUAAAGAUAUUCUUCUGUAUAAAACCCAUCUGCACCUGGAGGCAUUUCAUCCUUUGUUGGGGAGUGUUCUUUUCAUCACUAUUUUCUUCGUCUCCCUGUUGCUCCUGCGGCUGACCUUAUCCAGCUAUUGUUGGCCUUUCUUCUUGACUCCUCUGCUUUUUGGGCUCCUGUUUGUUCCUGCCUUGUCUGGAUUGUGCAGAGCCAUGAAGAUUUCUCUGUGGUGCCUGCUGGUUCUACUUCCAUGUUUCUUCACCCCUGGACACAGUGACUGCCAGGGGGAGUGCGUGGCCUGUGGUCUCCUCUUGCAGCAGCAACAGCAAGACAAUUUUGACAUCAUGGUGUGCUUGUUAGAGUGCAAGGGUCAGGUCUCCUCUUCGCUCACCUGGGAAAUGUGCGAGCGCACCCUGAGGCUCGCCAUCUAUCCUCCGUUUGCUCAGGAAGGCGCCCUUCUCAAAAGCACUGCGGGAGGGCUGCAGAUGACCUCUCUGGAUCUGACCUCUGAUAGUAAACUGCAAUCAGCGGCCGCACAACCUUUCCAAGAAGAGGAUGAGGAUCUGGUUGAGGCCCCCUUCGAGCAGCGCCGUGUCCAUUAUGACUCAUCGCUGCUCGAAUCCUCGGAGGCGGGGGAGGACGUGCAGAGUCUGGCUCUCCAUCUGGAUGAAGGAGACAGCGAGCAGAGGGAAGAUGGGAACGUCAGCGAGGUGGAUGAAAGCUCAGAGGCCGUUAGCUUAUCCAAACGCUUUGGCGGCUUUCAGCGGGGCCGCCAAAGUUACAGGAAGUUGAUUGGCUCCCCUGCGAGACACUUACAGAAGCGCUAUGGAGGCUUCAUAGGCGUCCGCAAAUCUGCCCGAAAAUGGAACAGUCAGAAACGGGUCAACCAACUGCUCAGGCAGUACCUCGGCAUGAGGAGCAGCCGCAGCGGCCGCUUCAAUUUCUCCCCGGUAACAAGAGCCUGGAGGCAAAACAAACUGUAAACGUGUUGCCCAAAAUCCUGCUAUCCACAUACCUCAACCAAUCAUCUUUUCAACAGUCUGAACUGUGACUUCCUCCAUUGUCGUCGGCUCUUUGUGUCCAACAAGUAAAACAAGGAAUGCUAUGACCAUGAUCAAUAUUUAUCAUGCCGUCCUGUGAAAUAAAAGAAUUUAGAGAAGUGCAAUUGAAUAUAUUUUUGUGUGUCGGUGCAACCAGAGACAGGCCAAAUGAGAUUGGAAAAACAAGGUGUGACUUUUGACUGCACUUUCUUGAAAAGUCAUUUGCACUUUAGCUUGGAAAGCUUGACAGCCCAGCCAGCUCUCGUUAGUUGUGUUGAAUCCAUUGAGAUGUCUCGACUUGGAAGUUUAAAAUUCUGGUGGUUCUCUUGGACUUCAUGCUAUUCCCAAACUACUGACGAGUGGAGUCAGUAAUUCACAAGUGUCAAACUUGAUUUUAGCAAGAGCCACGUAAUUAAAGUUCCCCUCGGGGGGUCGGUUCUAACCAUGAAACCACAUCAAUGUAUAAUUGCUAGGGAUGUAAUAUUAAAUAUAUAUAUAUAAAAAAUCACAGUCCGGUCUGGAGUGUAAGCCCGCCUUGAUUUUAAGAUCACAGUUCGGUUCACAUUCGGUACAGUAAAGAAACAAAAUGCAUAAAUUUCAUGAAAACAGAUGCAAAUUUUGUGACAUUUAAAAUACAUUUAAAAUAAUUUGGGAUGUAAACAGGGGCAGCUAACAAUUUGAACAGUGUGAGUUAGAAUCACCAAAUAGUUAUUGCAAUUAUUAAAUUGCUUUUAACGUUUGUACCGGUAACCCUAGUAAUGGCACCAUUACAUAUUUGUAUAUUUUAUGGUAAGCUUUUAUGUGCCCUCACAAAAUUACAUUAAUGUUAUAUGCUAAUUGGACUUGCACAGAUUAUACAAUUGAUUUUUCCCCCUUUCUGACAACUCACCAAACUGCAUCUAUCAGUCCAAAAAAAAAAAGCUUUAUGGUGCUCUGACGCAAUGACAGAUGAAAUAAUACUGCCCUCUAGUGUCUGAGAAAGAUACAUGCUAGCAACAACAUGCAAUAAUGUGGAUUUAUUUUAUUUUAUUUUUUUAAAACAACCUCGGAGAAAUUAGAACCACAAACUACUGACUCAGAAUUCUCUUAUUUGUGUAAUUAGAUCCAAAUUACUUCGUUAUCUCCUGAAACAAAAUGACCCUCUUAUGUUUUCAGCUAUUGAAUUUGGCUUAACUGCUAGUAAUUGCCAAAUUCCCACUCUGUAGUAUUACCAAAAUGAAAUCACAGGUUUAACUUAUGUGGAACAUUGAAGAGAGAAGAGAAUCGUUUGUAUUGAGGUCAAUGGAGCUAGAAAUGGCCUCGGCCUGUCAUUGGGUGUGUGGCACACCGUGGAAAGGCAAAAGAGUUUUAAAUGACACUAUCUUAAUGUAUCGUUUAAGAGCAGAGGGGGGAAAUUAACAGUGCGUGUCAGCCAUGGUCACUAUUGUACAAAGUGGGGGGAAAAAAAGUUUAUUUCCCUUCACUCGCAGCCACAUUCAUUGUUUUACAUCUUUAUAGUGUAUUUUGAGAUGUAAUGAUGUCUGUACAGUGUGUGUGUGUGUCUGUAUGUGUGUAGAGCGUGUUUGAGAAACGUUGCACCUGCAUGUGUGUAUGUUUCUCUGCAGCCGCAUCACAUAAUGACAUUUGUGGAUACGAUGUAAAUUUCAACAAUUUUUAACAUUUAAAUCAUUGUUGUAAGGUCAUAUAAAAAUGUGUAUAGAAAAUAAAUUAGGAUAAAGCGGUUUAGAAAAUGGAUGGAUGGUUUAGUUAUUUCUUUUGUGGAUUGUCAUGCAGAAAAGAAAACAAUGUCUCAAAUUCUCAG